This is a messenger RNA of Gossypium arboreum, 4450 nucleotides long. RefSeq names its product protein STICHEL. Gene Ontology annotation, molecular function: ATP binding; DNA binding; DNA-directed DNA polymerase activity. The transcript is spliced from 7 exons. Bases 199 to 4149 code for a protein of 1316 amino acids. Gene Ontology annotation, cellular component: DNA polymerase III complex; DNA replication factor C complex; nucleus. Gene Ontology annotation, biological process: DNA repair; DNA-templated DNA replication. Lineage: Eukaryota; Viridiplantae; Streptophyta; Magnoliopsida; Malvales; Malvaceae. The record is from RefSeq and is a predicted model, not a curated record.
GUAAUUUUUAAUUUUUUUUGCUAUUUAUAAUACAUACUUUAAUCAAAAGUCUAAAAAUAACGUGACCUGCGGAAAAGAAAUUCUGAGGCGACAGAGGGACAAGGUGACAGCAGAAUAGAAGUUGUAUCCCGUGCUCUCCGCGGUUGGAUGGGUUGAUUCUUGUUUAGCUGAUUUGAGGCCGGAAGAAGAAGAAAGAAAAUGUCAGAUUUGAGAAUGCCUGAUCCAAGUAGGCUGCACUUGAAGAAGGAGCUGACUCAAAUCCGGAAAGCUGCUCGAGUUUUGCGAGAUCCUGGGACCACUUCUUCUUGGAAAUCCCCUAUCAAUUCCUCUAGAUCUGUAGCAGCAGCAGUAGCGGCAGGUACAGGAUCGACUUCUACUUUUACUGCUUCAAGAAAUCAUUUAGGUAGUGAAAGUUUAAGUAGGUCAAAUGGGAAUGCUCAUUUGGAUUUAUCUUUGUUACCUUUUAGAGUUGAAAGCAAUGGUCAUGGUCGUAUUACUAAUAGUAAUGGCAAUGAGAAAGAUAAGAGGGUUUUCCUUUAUAAUUGGAGGAGUCAGAAAUCUUCAUCAGUAAAUGUGGAUGAUGAUGGGGAGGAUGAUGAUGAUUUUGAUGAUGGGGAUGAUGGGGAUCAGUCCUCUUCUUGGAUUCAAGGUAGCGUGGAUGAAAAUAGCUUGAGCGAUGCCAGGAAAUGUGGGGAUUCUAAAAGUGAUACCUGUUUGGGUGAGAGUCGAUCUGCUUCAAUGUUGUUCAGGUGUAGAGAUGCCAAUCUCGUCUCAUUGGUCACACCAUCAGCCAAAAGAAUGUUGGGGGCCAACAAGAAUAGUAAGAAAAAUGGUUCCAAUUUUGAUGUUUUUUCUAGAUACGAACAAAAAAAGAAUGGUGUUAAUAGAAAUUCAGUUUACUCCAGAAAAUUGCUCAAGGCUCAUCCUGCAUUGGCUUUAAGUUUAGGAAGGGAUGAUUCUGUUGAUCAAUCUGAUGACACUGAAGAUUAUAGUAAUUCCGAGGAUUUUCGCAAGAUAUCAGGGGCAUCUCCACUGCUUCUCAAGCUCAAGCCUAAGAACUGGCCACAUCCAUCCUCUAGGUUGUUGAAGGCUGACAGAAAGGAAGAUUCUUCUUAUUCUUAUAGCACUCCUGCGUUGUCAACUAGUUCUUAUAACAAGUAUUUCAACCACAACCCAAGCGUUGUUGGCUCAUGGGAUGCGACCACGACUUCAUUGAAUGAUGGAGAUGACGAUGUGGAUGACCCUUUGGAUUUGCCAGGUCAGCAAGGAUGUGGGAUUCCUUGUUAUUGGACAAAGAGGACCCCAAAGCAUAGAGUGGUUUGUGGGAGUUGUUAUUCUCCUUCUCUCUCUGACACUUUAAGAAGGAAAGGAAGUAGCAUUCUCUGCGGAAGUCAAUCCAUGUACCAUAGACAUAGACGAUCAUUAUCACUUUCCAAUAAGCGGAAAAAUGCUUUGAGAAGCGCUCAAGGUGUUCUCCCAUUGCUUAGCAAUAGUGCUGAUGGAAGAGGCGGGUCAUCCAUUGGAACCAGGUGCAGUGAUGAUGAGCUCUCUACAAACUUUGGAGAGCUUGAUUUAGAGGCCCUGAGUAGAUUGGAUGGAAGGAGAUGGUCAUCAAGCUGUAGGAGUCAAGAUGGGUUAGAGAUUGUAGCUCAUACUGGAGAAGCUGAGGAGGAGGGUACGCCAGAAAAUAUUAAGAGCUUAAGUCAGAAAUACAAACCAAUGUUCUUUGAUGAACUGAUUGGGCAGAAUAUUGUGGUACAAUCACUUAUGAAUGCUGUUUCAAAGGGAAGGAUUGCCCCCUUUUAUCUUUUCCAAGGUCCCCGUGGGACUGGAAAAACAUCAACUGCCAGAAUUUUUUCUGCUGCUUUGAAUUGUCAGACUACUGAUGAUGAUAAGCCUUGUGGCUGUUGUACAGAAUGCACUGAGUUCACUUCUGGGAAACGCAGGGAGUUUUGGGAAUUUGAUAGCACCAAUAGAAGAGGAAUUGAUAGAGUUAGGUAUCUUCUGAAAAGCCUGUCAACGGGGCUUGCUUCAAGUUCAUCUCGAUAUAAGGUUUUUGUUAUUGAUGAGUGCCAUUUGUUGCCCUCUAAGAUAUGGCUGGCAUUGCUAAAAUUCCUUGAAGAUCCUCCACCACGUCUUGUGUUCAUAUUCAUAACAACUGAUCUUGACAAUGUUCCACGUACUGUGCAAUCACGAUGUCAGAAGUAUCUCUUCAACAAAAUAAAAGAUUGUGAUAUCAUGGCCAGGUUGAGGAAGAUGUCUGCUGAUGAGAAUCUUGAGGUUGAAUCAGAUGCAUUAGAUUUAAUUGCAUUGAAUGCAGAUGGUUCACUUCGUGAUGCAGAAACAAUGCUAGACCAGCUAAGUUUGUUGGGUAAAAGAAUCACUGCAUCUCUUGUAAAUGAACUUGUAGGGGUUGUUUCAGAUGAGAAGUUAUUGGAACUUUUGGAAUUAGCAAUGUCAUCUGAUACGGCAGAAACAGUGAAAAGAGCUAGAGAGCUGAUGGACUCUGGGGUUGAUCCAAUGGUUUUGAUGUCCCAAUUGGCCAGCCUUAUUAUGGAUAUCAUUGCUGGAACUUACAAUAUUGUUGAUUCUAAGUACAGUCAUUCAUUCUUUGGUGGACGAGCUUUGACUGAAGCAGAAGUGGAGAGGUUAAAAGAUGCUUUAAAGCUUCUUUCAGAAGCUGAGAAACAACUAAGGGUUUCAAGUGAACGCUCAACAUGGUUUACAGCUACUCUGCUACAGCUUGGUUCAUUGCCUUCACCGGAUCUGUCUCAGUCAGGCAGCAGCCGGAGGCAGAGCGCCAAGACAAUUGAGGAUGACCUGCAAAGCACUUCAAGGGAAGCUAAAGCUUACAAGCCAAAGUCUGGAACUCAGCGUAUGCCUUGGAAAUCAACUACUGCAUCCUUACAGAAAUCUGUGAAUGGAAAAUCCACUCGUCAGGGAGAAUUAGUGUCAAGGAUUGAUGGUUAUGGUUCCAAUUCCAAAACUUCACGUGGUCGAUAUUUGGAUGGUAGUGCCACACCUGCUGCAUGUGACAAUAGUCUAAAUGGAAAUAUGAUACUUGCCUGCAGAAAUUCUGAAAAAUUAGAUGAUAUCUGGGCAAAGUGUAUUAACAAGUGCCACUCAAAGACACUGAGACAGCUGCUACUUGCUCAUGGGAAGCUUUUGUCUCUUGCUGAAGAUGAAGGUGUUCUAAUUGCAUAUCUAGCAUUUGCGGAUGGAGAUAUCAAGUCGAGAGCUGAGAGGUUUUUAAGCAGUAUUACAAACUCUAUGGAAAUAGUGAUGAGACGUAAUGUAGAAGUUCAAAUAAUUCUCUUGGCUGAUGUUGGGAUUUCUUUAAAUCAUGCAAAUCCAGCUGAGAUGCUGGAAAAUCUGCAGCAGGUUGAAACUGCUGCCGGAAUUGGAAGUGAAAGAAAGGCCAUUCCUAAGAAUGUACUAGAUGGUAUUUCUAGUUUAGACUUACAUCAGGAGUCGCGUAAGGUAUCCAAGGGAAGUUUUAGUGAUUUGGAAGGUAAACUGAGAGGAGUACAAGAUUGUUCUAAUUAUUCUUCACAAUCUAUUGUGAGAACACCUGAAUUACUUGCUGAAGGCAAAGAUGACAUUGACAGCUCAAAGGAGUGUAGGCAAGAGAUUCCAAUGCAAAGAAUUGAAUCCAUUAUACGUGAGCAAAGGUUAGAAACUGCUUGGUUACAGGCUGCUGAGAAAGGCACUCCUGGAUCAUUGACUCGGUUGAAGCCUGAAAAGAAUCAGGUUCUGCCUCAAGAGGUCUAUCGUCAAAGUAAUUUGGGAUCAAUGGAUUCAGCAGCAUUCUCCUCUCAGCAAUGGGAUGAGGAACUAAACAGGGAGCUUAAAAUUUUGAAAACAAAUGAUGGACAAGAGAUUCAGAAGGACCAGCUAGGUAGAAGGGCUGAUCAUUAUCCCAUGUCUCCCAGUUUGCUGCACAAUAGCACUUUAAGCAAAGAAAACCUUGGAUAUGAAUCUGGGUCAGGAACCGGAGGAUGCAGUGGGCUUUUCUGUUGGAAUAACUCGAAGCCCCGGAGAAGGGCGAAGGUCAAGGGAACACCAGUUCGAUCGUGCAGAACUAGACGAUUUUCAUUGUUUGGCGAGUGUGGGAAAUCAAAGAAAAUACAAAACAAAUGUAGAAGGUAAUCUAGAAUGUUGAAUCUAUUGGGUUUCUUGAUGUCAUUUGUUUCUUUUAGAUAUAAAUAUAUAAAAUAUUUAUGUAUUUAAUUUUCCUUUCAAGCCAUGUGAGGUUGAUGAUAGGAAAGUUGAUGUAAAGUUUCUGCUGGAAUUUGGCAAUUGUUUUAUUUUAAGCUUCGAUCAUAUUUUUUACGGGUGAAUAAGAGAUUAGAGGGGAAGUGUAGAAGCUUCAGAAAAGACAUAUCCAUUGAGACAUGCUGUAAAACGACCUUUUAAAUUUUUCCAACAGGUUUUGGUAUUUUGUUUUUUA